AUGGCCGCCUCACCACCAGCCACCACUCCCGCAGCCACUGCUGAUAUCAAACCUGUACUCUCACGGCAGCCUUCACUCUGUAUGAAGCCAGCUCAAUCUCCGUCAGCUGCAUCACCCCCCUCGACUUCCCAGGCUCCUCUGUCAUUGACGAGCAAAGAAUGGGUUAUUCCUCCCCGCCCCAAACCAGGUCGGAAGCCUGCCACCGAUACUCCGCCAACCAAGCGCAAAGCUCAGAACCGAGCCGCCCAACGAGCCUUCAGGGAAAGACGAGCAGCUCGAGUCGGAGAACUCGAAAUCCAGAUGAAGCAGCUGGAGGAUGAACAUGAACAGGAAAAUGAGAUGUUGAGAGAAACUGUCGCCAAUCUUGAGAAGGAAGUUGAGCAGUAUCGUACUGACCUGGUCACUUGGGUUGAUCGGUGUCGAAGACUCGAAAGCGAAUUGAGCGCAAUUAAGGCCGGCCAAAAAAGCAAACCUCCCUCUAACAUCAACUCUCCUGAUAAAGUACACGACACGGCCCAGAACGACCAGACUGUGGGAUGUGGAAACUGUACCUUGGAAACUAGAUGCCAAUGCAUCGACGAUGCUUUUACCGCCAUGGGAGGGGAAGUCGCUACGUCGUCGCAUCAACAUCAAAAACGACCCCACUCGCCAGUUCAUAUCUACAGUGAGAAGAGGAUAAAGCCCGAGCCGAAAGAGAACCUUGAGAUUGAUUUUACCGAGGUGUACGCAUCCAAAGGCCUCCCGAGCCUUACCAGACAGGAUGAAAGAUCCCCUACAACUGCUGUUGCUGAUCCUUGUGGUUUCUGUUCUGACGGGACUCCAUGCAUCUGUGCGGAGAUGGCUGCUGAACAGGAGCAAGCCGCGGCCGCGCCGCCGAGCCUCCAACGACCCGUCCCAAUCAUCAACCCUCCCAGACAGCUUGACCAAUUCACUCCUCCACCCUCGGAAGGCGAUGUAUCAAUUUCGAUUCCUGCUACAGCCCCGCCAUCUGUGUGUGCGUCAGGCCCAGGCACAUGUUCUCAAUGUCGUGCCGAUCCCAACAGCACUCUUUUCUGCAAAUCUCUGGCCGCUUCUCGAGCCCAAUCAGCCGCAGGUACACCGUCAGGCUGUCGUGGUGGACAAACCCCUGGAGGCUCAUGCUGCCAGAGCCAGACCCCAUCUAGCACGGAUUCGGUUCCCCUACCAUCCAGAACAACAAGAUCUCGCACGGCAGCACAUACCCGUCUGCCGCCGAAAGCUGGCCUUACUCUCACUUGCGCUGAUGCCUAUACAACUCUCAGUCGACACCCCGCCUACGAGCGUGCAUCUGGGGACAUUGCCAAGUGGUUGCCAAAAUUGCAUGCUACCGAGGCAAGUCCCAGCAUGAAUGGCCGCCCCGCCCUUGAGAUCGAUGCCGCAAAUGUUAUGGCAGUUCUGAAGGACUUCGAUCGCCGUUUUGGACAAAACCGUUGA
Molecule: messenger RNA, 1452 nt
Organism: Exophiala aquamarina CBS 119918
Lineage: Eukaryota; Fungi; Ascomycota; Eurotiomycetes; Chaetothyriales; Herpotrichiellaceae
Exons: 1
Coding region: 1-1452 (483 amino acids)
Cellular component (GO): nucleus; RNA polymerase II transcription regulator complex
Molecular function (GO): transcription cis-regulatory region binding; DNA-binding transcription activator activity, RNA polymerase II-specific
Source: RefSeq, a predicted model, not a curated record